GUCUUUGUCAAUAUGAUAUGAUUUGAAUUAUUUUUUCGCAUAACGCUACUUAUUAUAGCAUUAUAAUUGAAACACCCUGGUUUAAAAAAUACAGAUAAAUGUAUGCCAAUUGUGGAUAGUUAAAUUGUUUUGAACUGAGUAAAGUAAAAAGUAUGAUAAUUGUGAUGAAAUAGGUCCGAAAAUUACUCAAUUUUCAAUAACCGCUAUAUCCCUCACACCACCACCCCUAUUGUAUUUAAAACAUGGUGAAAAAAUAAUGAUCUGGUUUAAAGGGAUAAGGAUAAAACUCAGUAUCAUAUGCUCAUUCACGUCAAUUAGCGCAUGUCCCAAUACUCUCUCUAAACGUCACCAACUAAGGCCGCCCACACCGUUAAAUUUUUAACACCCACGAGUUUUUCCUAUAUAUAUAUACUCUCUUCUCCUUAUUACUCGGGCCCUCUUCCAAGACAAACCUCAGAAACACUAGCUUCUUUGUUGUGUUUUGGUGUUCACUUUGUACUUGAGUAUUCUUAAUUCUUCCUCAAAAAAGCAAAAACUAAACAGAUACUCUGUUUUUUUUUUUUGAAUUUUUCCUCUCAAAUUUGAUCUCUCUCCAAAUGGAUAAACAAUUCAAACAGGAUAGCAGCAGCAGCAGCUGGGUUAGAGGCACUGCCAUCGGGAAAGGCUCAUUUGGGACAGUCAGUCUUGCCUUUAGAAACAACGCCGCCGACUCCGCCGCCGCCGCCGCCGGCUCUGACUGCGUCUUCGCCGUUAAGUCUGUGAAUAAAAAUUCGUGUUUGCCUUCCCAAAUUGAGGCUCUGGAGAAUGAGAUUAGGAUCCUCCGGUCGGUUUCCUCGCCGUACGUGGUGGAGUAUUUCGGCGACGACGAAACAGAGGAAGGCACAUCGGAGUUUAGGAACCUGCAUAUGGAGUACUUGCCAGGUGGCACCGUCGCUGACGUGGCGAGAGCACGGCGGCUUGAUGAUGAUUUCGGCGUGGAGGAGGAGAGAAUGAUUCGGAAUUACGCUUUCUGCGUGGCCUCCGGCCUCAAGUAUCUUCACUCCCAAGGCAUUGUGCACUGUGACGUCAAGGGUGACAAUGUGCUGGUCGGCCCCACACCGGGGAAUGCCAAGCUGGCCGAUUUCGGAUCCUCGGCGGCGUCGACGGCCGGAAAAUACAGGAUCCUGCCGCGCGGGAGUCCACUCUGGAUGGCGCCGGAGGUGAUCAGGGGAGAGUACCAGGGGCCGGAGUCCGACGUGUGGUCACUGGGCUGCACGGUGAUCGAGAUGGUAACCGGGAAACCGGCGUGGGAAGACAAAGGUGCGGCGGAGACAAUCCGUCGAAUUGGCUACUCCGACGAAUCGCCUCGAAUUCCGACUCAAUUGUCAGAAACCGGCCGGGACUUUGUGGAGAAAUGCUUACGCAGGGGAAUUAGCCAGAGAUGGAGCUGCGAUCAGCUCCUGCAACAUCCCUUUCUCUCAAAGUGUACACAGGCGCCGGAAUUCGCCACUUAUGCCUCGCCGCGUUGUGUGUUGGAUUGGUUCAAUUUAGAUUCCGAUAUGGAAGAAGAUGAAGAAAUUACCAGUAUUUGUCAAUCGGAUUGUAGUCUGGAAGCGAAGGACAGAAUUGGGAAAUUGAAUUCGGGUGGAGGGGCAAUCUGGGAAUCAGACGGAUGGACAUUGGUGAGGGGCUUAGUCGGUGUAACGGAAGUGAAGGAGUCGGCGGCGGCGCUUUCGGUUUCAGAUAACGAUGAUGAAACCAAAGAAGAGGUAGGGACAAGUUCGGGAUAUUGGGGAAUCGAAGGGUCAGAAUUGGAAGAUGAGGAUUCCUUUGGGAUUGGUGAAUUGCGUAAAAGUACAAGUGUGGAAUAUUUGGCAGAUUCUUUUUAUCGUUGUGGUAGUAUUUGCCCCGCAGUAGAAACAGAGCAUCCUCACUGCCACCAUGACAACGGCCGCGGCGGCGGCGUAACGGGGCCAAAUGACCGGCCGGGACGGGUUAUUCCUGAACCUGUUGUUGUUAUUGAUGAAGAAUCACAUCCAAGAUUUUGUGGAAAUCAAUAUCUACAGUUCUUCUUGUGUUGGUCUUCUUUAUUAUUAUUUCACAGAUUCGACCACACGAUUUCAUGUUGUAACAAUUUGAUGUAUUUUGGCAUUUGCUUGUUAUAUGAAAAUAUUUGGUUACAUUUUAAUUUCGUGUUGGUACUUCUUCUCUUCGAGUUCGGCAUAUUUACGGGAUUUGUGUAA
Oldenlandia corymbosa var. corymbosa is the source of this 2222-nucleotide messenger RNA. Lineage: Eukaryota; Viridiplantae; Streptophyta; Magnoliopsida; Gentianales; Rubiaceae. The record is from the annotation of a GenBank genome assembly.